UGACCUGAAACUACUCAAGGAAGUCAGUUCAGGUGCAUUGCUGUACAUGUCGAAACAACAGAGUCGUAGCUGGCUGUCUCCCUCUCUUUCUCUCGCUUUUGUUUUAAAGAGGCGAUCAAACUAUAGACCGUGUGUUUAACCUUGACAAAGCUACGCUACGUAUGUAUGUGUACGUAUGUAGAACUUAUUUGGCGCCGUACGUAGCCAGCCGUGGCUAAUCGGAGGUGCCGGUGGGGAAGGAUUACAGACUGAACACAGCAACGAAGAGCGGUUCUACAAACAUUAGUUCUCAAUCGAGUAUAGUGGUGGUGUAUAGUGUAGUGUAUAGUGGUGUAGUGUAUAGUAGUGUAUAGUGUAGUGUAUUGUCGUGUAUAGUAGUGUAUAUUGGUGUAGUGUAUAGUAGUGCAGUGUAUAGUGCAGUGUAUAGUGGUGUAGUGUAUAGUAGUGCAGUGUAUAGUGCAGUGUAUAGUCGUGUAGUGUAUAGUGGUGUAGUGUGUAGUGAUAUAUAGCAGUGCUGUGUAUAGUAGUGUAUAGUGUAGUGUAUAGCAGUGUAGUGUAUAGCAGUGUAGUGAAUAGUAGUGUAGUGUAUAGUGUAGUAUAUAGCAGUAUAGUGUAUAGUAGUGCAUAGUGUGGUGUACGUAUGUCCAACUUCUAUCGCGCCGUACAUCUGCAACCGUGCUAAUCGCGGAGAUCCCAUUGGAGAGACACGGGGGAGACUUUGUGAGCGAGUGAAGAAGCAUCGGUGAUGAACCUGAGCUGCUGACACAGGAGGACGAGAGGAUCACGACAUGAUUCUGUGGAAGAGAGCAGUUGAGUGGAGGGGAAUCCUCCUCCUCGUGAUCGUCUCUGCCGCUGCCAUUCUGGCCGACAGAGAUUGCGAUCGCGGCUUCUACAAAACACACCAGGGCUUCUGCUGCAGACUAUGCCGCCCAGGGACUUUCAAGAUUGUCGACUGCAUCACCGAUGGCAUGGACCCCUGGUGUAAUCUAUGCCCUGAGGGCACCUUCAGCAACCGAGAUCACCAGGAGAAGACGUGCAUGCCGUGCGGGGCUUGCGGACCAGAUGAGGAGGUGGCUCACGCCUGCUCCUUGGCCCAGGACACCGUGUGCCAGUGCAAGGAGGGGUUCAAGAGAGACCCUGGCUCGGAGCUCUGUAUUCGUGAAGGGCCCAGCCAAGUAACAGCAACCAUCGUUUUGGGAUGCAUCGCUGCACUCUCGCUGAUCGCUAUAACUACCAUCCUCAUCGUUUUAAGACAGAGACAGAAGCUCUCUCGCGCCGGGUACAAGAGGCGGCACCGCUCCUCGUAG
Molecule: messenger RNA, 1307 nt
Organism: Lethenteron reissneri (Far Eastern brook lamprey)
Lineage: Eukaryota; Metazoa; Chordata; Hyperoartia; Petromyzontiformes; Petromyzontidae
Product: tumor necrosis factor receptor superfamily member 6-like
Molecular function (GO): protein binding
Source: RefSeq, a predicted model, not a curated record